This is a messenger RNA of Juglans regia (Persian walnut), 789 nucleotides long. RefSeq lists its product as uncharacterized. Gene Ontology annotation, biological process: phloem development. NCBI's taxonomy places the organism in Eukaryota, Viridiplantae, Streptophyta, Magnoliopsida, Fagales, Juglandaceae. The transcript is spliced from 2 exons. The record is from RefSeq and is a predicted model, not a curated record. The coding region runs from base 1 to 789 and encodes 262 amino acids.
AUGGACAUCUCCGUCGAAGAAAUCUCGAUUUUAAAGCCCAUUUUUGAUGGGAUAAGAGAUAAGGAUGAACCGUAUAAAAUUGUAUGGAUCCCAAUAGUGGAGCAUUGGACGGAUGACAUGCAAGCGAAGUUCGAGAUGUUGCAGUCCAAAAUGCCGUGGUACAUAUUGCAGGGUUUUCCAACAACAGUAGACAUUACGAAUGAAUAUUGCAGCUUAAAGAAUAAGCCUAUCGUCGUGGUGAUAAACCCACAAUGGGAGGUGGAGCAUCCAAAUGCUCUCCGCAUGAUUCGGCUAUUCGGAAUGAUGGCCUUCCCUUUCACGGCGGAAGCUGAAAAAGCGAUAAUGCCUGAAGGAUUGCGUCUUCAAUUUAGGGGAGUGAGAAUGCCAGAGAGUGGCCCGAGGCAGGUUGACAGGAAUUACACUUUCAACUAUGGAUUUUCCGUCUCCAGCAGCUUAAGGGAAAGAUUUACUACUGAGUUCAAUAAAGUUCGUGAUUAUAUAAAUUCAAAUGGGUUGAACAUUGUGAUAGAGGAUAAAUUUAUUGAACAAAAACUAGUGAAUGCGAAGCAACGGGAUCCCAAUGAAUUGUUACGUUCCUUCAAAAGUAACAGUGGAUGGGUUGUGCUUUGCAAAGGUACUCGUGGCGACAUAGUAGUCGGUGAUGAUGGGACAACAAUUUUGAAGGUCUUGGAAAAUUUUGAUUAUUGGAAAAAUUCUGUGAAUGAGUAUGGCUUCGAUGAAUGUUUCAAGGAUUGCUACCAAAAGCUUAAAGCUGGGCUCCUACCAUGA